AUGCAUCCGGAGUACAAGACGCUACAGGAGGGCGGGAGUCAGGACUGCUCCCGCUUUCUAGAACGCCCCUGUGGAACUCCCAAGGAAAGGACCACCCCUCCCAAAAGUAACCCCGGUUUUUCCAAACUGCUUUUGGCCUCAUUGCUGAUACUUUUCCUGCUAUUGAAAAUCUCAUUCUGUACUGCUUUUAUCAUUUUCUUUCAAAAAUGUUCUCGGGUUCUUGAAGAAAAAACUACUACAGAAGAGCCAAUUCAUACAACAUUGGAGUGUGUGAAAAACAAUUUGACCAUGGCAGAGAAAGUCUGGAGCUGCUGCCCCAAGAACUGGAGGUCAUUUAGUUCCAAAUGCUACUUCAUUUCUACCGAGGCAAAAUCUUGGCAUGAGAAUGAGGAGGACUGCUCUAGAAUGGGGGCUCACUUGCUGGUGAUCAGCACCAAGGACGAGCAGGAUUUCAUCACCCAGAAUCUGAAUGAACAUUCUGCUUAUUUUGUGGGGCUGUCAGACCCGGAGGGUCGGAGACGUUGGCAAUGGGUGGAUCAGACGCCGUACAACGAAAGUGCCACAUUCUGGCAUAAGGGUGAGCCCAAUGAUCCCAAGGAGCGUUGUGUUAUGAUGAAUAUUCGCUCUUCAAAAUGGGGCUGGAAUGAUAUUCAUUGUGAUUAUCCUCAAAGGUCAGUUUGUGAGAUGAUGAAGAUCUACUUAUGAACUGAACAUUCUCCAUGGACAUGUGGUUGGAUUGGCAUCCAUCAUUCAAGAGAUAGAUAAUAAGCUCGUUAUUUAUGUGUAAGGGAGUGCCACAGAAUUUUACGCAGUCAGCUAUUUCACUUAUGAGAGAAUUGGUCCAUACAUUCAUUCAUUCAUAAAAUGAGCAUUUAUCAGGCAUUUUCAUGUGCAACAGACUAUACUCAGAGACACCUUUUGUGUACACAUGGAGGGAACAUGAGCCUCUCUCCUAACUUUUGUCUGACUGCUUAGGGAUUAUUUACUGAUACAAUUAUACAAUGUGGGUUUUUUGGUUUUUUUUUAACC
Molecule: messenger RNA, 1029 nt
Organism: Microcebus murinus (gray mouse lemur)
Lineage: Eukaryota; Metazoa; Chordata; Mammalia; Primates; Cheirogaleidae
Product: C-type lectin domain family 4 member A-like
Source: RefSeq, a predicted model, not a curated record